AUGGUAUUAUCAGUUGAAAAAAGGGAAAUGAUUUUAAAACUUCAUGAAGAGGGUUUAAGCCAUUCAAAAAAAGCACAAAUAAUUGGUUGCAGCUUAUCAACAAUUAAAAAUAUAUUGAAAAAUUAUGCAUUAAAUAAUUCACUUGAACCUAAAAAAGCUUCAGGUAGGAAAAGAACAUUGGUACCUAGAAUUGAAAGGGUGAUAAAAAAUUUAAUAUUGGAUGGGAAAUGUCAUAAUCUUGGACAAAUUAAGAGUUAUCUUUACAAGAAUUAUAAUGUACAGACUUCCAUUAACACAAUAAGAAGGUCACUCCUAUGUAAUGAUGUUACAUUAAAAGUUUGA
This is a messenger RNA of Dictyostelium purpureum, 342 nucleotides long. RefSeq lists its product as uncharacterized. The coding region runs from base 1 to 342 and encodes 113 amino acids. The record is from RefSeq and is a predicted model, not a curated record. Lineage: Eukaryota; Evosea; Eumycetozoa; Dictyosteliales; Dictyosteliaceae. The transcript has a single exon.